Fonsecaea nubica is the source of this 1956-nucleotide messenger RNA. RefSeq lists its product as hypothetical. Lineage: Eukaryota; Fungi; Ascomycota; Eurotiomycetes; Chaetothyriales; Herpotrichiellaceae. Gene Ontology annotation, molecular function: nucleic acid binding. The record is from RefSeq and is a predicted model, not a curated record. The transcript has a single exon. Bases 1 to 1956 code for a protein of 651 amino acids.
AUGACAGAUUGGGCCAAGUUGAAGGUCGCCGACCUCAAGGAGGAGUGCAAGUCGCGUGAUAUCCCUCUGACAGGUCUCAAAUUAAAACAACAAUACAUCGACAAGCUCGAAGAGUACGAGGUGCAGAAUGCCAAUCAAUCAGUUGAGGCUGAGGGUGAGCAAGAGACUGAAGGUGUCGAGGAACGACCUCCGCCGCAGGCAAACGGAAACGAUGCGCCCAGCCACGUUAUUGACCCAGCCGCGAAUGACACCCAAAACGAUGAAGCGCGCGAGGAUGUUAGCGGAAAAGAACACCCUGCCUCUGGAGGAGACCAAGCCGGAGCAGACAUUCCUUCAGCAGCCCGGGCAGAGGAUAGCCAGGCAAAAGCUCUGAGCAAGCCCGAGGAACAGCCUACUCCAGAGGUUGCCACACAGCCUGAUGAGGAUGCGAAAAAGGACGAACCAGAGAAACUUGCAGACACUACUGAAGAGAUCAAGCAAGUGCCUGGGGCUCCUGUACAAAGUGAUGACGCAGUCACCGGCGCAGGAGAGCCAGCAAAGGAUGAAGCCAAAAUAAUCGACCAAAGUGUUACAGAGAAGACACCUACUGUGCUCGCUACCCCACCCGCAACAGAAAAUCUAUCAGACUCCAAUACUACCAACUCCUCACAACUGAAUUCCAAAGAUGUUGCAGAAGACGAGAGAAAGCGGAGAAAAAGAAGCGCCACACCCGUCCCCUCGACACAGGAUGUGGCUCGUAAGAGAGCGAGGCUGGCAGAAGAUACACAGGAGUCGAGGGCAGAAGAUGUCCCUGAUCAAACAGAAGCGGGAAUAGGAGAGAGGAAAGAUGCCCCGGGAGAGGCUAUGGAUGGAGAGCCUGCUGAGGUUGUCGUCGAAACAUCUGGUGAUGGAGAACUCCCCACGAAACCCCUUUCCGAGCAGCAGGGCACCACUGCAAGCGAACCCCGGGCCCACGAUGAAAGAGCGUCUGCUUCUCCUCCCAGAUCAACGACUUCAGCAGAAGACCGCGACAUCCCACCCGCCAUCCACCCAGCAACAUCAUCCAUCUACAUUCGCAACUUCAAACGACCCCUACAUAUCCCUUCGCUCCGCGCCCACAUUGUAUCAAUAGCAAAAUCGCGUUCCUCUGAUAACGCCGAUCCAAUCACCACAUUCUAUCUCGACAGUAUUCGCACCCAUGCAUUUGUGACGUUCACCUCCGUCGCAGCCGCCUCGCGAGUCCGUUCUGCGAUGCAUGGAUCACGCUUUCCGGAUGAACCUCUCCGCGAACCACUCUUUGUGGACUAUGUUCCUCCAAGUAAGGUGCAAACAUGGAUUGACCAAGAGACUGGCAGUGGUUUUGGUCGAGGAGGCAAUGGUCGUCGCUUUGAAGUAGCUUACGAGGAAGGCGAAAGUGGAAUCGAGGCAGUUUUCCAGGAGAUCGACACCAGCAAGCCUCGCCCACCGCCCUUCGACCAGAGUCGCGGGUCCCGCGCCCCGUUUGACAGGCAGCAGUCAGACUCGGUCUCCGCAGGUGUUCAUCCGGACCGUGAGACUUUGAUCCCUAGAAGCAAUCAAAGCCGGGACCACCAGCGCGGGCCUCCAGGUGGCAGCCAAAACACGGCCUCAAACAAUGGCACGGGCUUCAAAGCGCUCGACGAACUCUUUGAGUCCACUUCCACCAAACCGAAACUAUACUAUAAACCGGUACCUUCGUCGGUGGCGAAUGAGCGCUUAGACAUGUUCCGCGCCCUACGCUCCGGUUGGGAGGAGAUGGGACGAAGUGGUGAUGAGGGCAUGAAGCGGUACUCUUUUGAGCGGGACAGGGACGGAGAAGAGUGGGUUGACAAAGGACCCGAGUUUGGAUUCGGGCGCAAGGGCCAGGCUAGGUUGGAUGGAGCACGAGGAGGUGGAAGAGGAAGGGGAGGAGGAUAUCGAGGUAGAGGCAUGGACUCGUGGAGGGGAGGUGGAAGGUGA